Messenger RNA from Leptopilina heterotoma, 763 nucleotides. Its product is annotated as protein SREK1IP1-like. Gene Ontology annotation, molecular function: zinc ion binding; nucleic acid binding. Lineage: Eukaryota; Metazoa; Arthropoda; Insecta; Hymenoptera; Figitidae. The coding region runs from base 182 to 622 and encodes 146 amino acids. The transcript is spliced from 2 exons. The record is from RefSeq and is a predicted model, not a curated record.
CUCAAGCAAAAAAACUAACCUCAAAACGACAACAUCAACAAGAACCAUUGACAAGAACAACAACAACAAAACAGAAAUACUCUCCUUUUCUCUAUUUUUUUAUGUAUAAUUAAAUGUAUUUACAAGCGUUCUACGAUCAAUUACCUAGAGUUCUUAUUCUUUAGCAGAAAAAUUUAAGAGAAUGGAUCCAGAAUUUAUUGCAAGAUUGAUACCACAAACAAAAGAGCAAAUACGACCAGCGUGUAAAAAAUGUGGCUACGCCGGUCAUCUAACCUAUCAAUGUCGUAACUUUAUAAAAGUUGAUCCGAACAAAGAAAUAGUUUUGGAUGUAAGCAGUACAAGUUCUGACAGUGAUGAAAACUAUGUCACUCCUUUAACGGAAUUACGUGAAAAGGAGUUGAAGAAAAAAUUGAAGGAGGCAAAGAAAAAGAAGAAAAAGGAAAAGAAAAAGAAAAAAUCCCGUAAACGUUCAUCAUCCUCAUCAUCAGAGAGCAGUGAUUCUGAUUCAUCGGAUUCGGAAAAUUCAUCCGAUGAUGGAAAAAAGAAGAAGAAGCGAAAAAAGAAGAAAAAGAAGUCCAAGCAUAAAAAACGAAAGCACAACUCCUCGGAUAGUGAUGAUUAAAAAUUUGUGUUUUAAUAAAUUAGCCAAUUUUUUAUUUUUUUUUGACGAAAACGUGUUGUUUCAAUUAUUUUUGCAAACUUUUGCCUUAUAAGAUUUUUGCGACUAUUUUUCGCAAUAUUAAUAAAGAAAUUCAUUUUUAAA